Molecule: messenger RNA, 4134 nt
Organism: Labrus bergylta (ballan wrasse)
Lineage: Eukaryota; Metazoa; Chordata; Actinopteri; Labriformes; Labridae
Gene: spata18
Product: spermatogenesis associated 18
Biological process (GO): mitophagy by internal vacuole formation; mitochondrial protein catabolic process
Cellular component (GO): mitochondrial outer membrane
Source: RefSeq, a predicted model, not a curated record
UCCUCACUUGGUUGCCACAACUUCAACUACUGCUUUGAAUCUGCGUCGUGGAGAGGAGAGGAAUUUUUACUACAGUCUCCUCACAGGAACAAACCCGCGGCUGGCUGGCUGCAGGCUCCUCUCCCUCCUCACUGGUGGUAUUUUAAACCCUCCGUUUUAUCAUAGUGUUAGGUCAUGGCGGAAACAUUAAGGAGGUUGACCAACACGUCUUCAUUCAGCGUCUUACAGGACAAGCUGGAGAGCUGGCACAGAGACUAUCAUGUGAUAUCCUGUGACCAGAAUCUAAACAGAUGUUGUGAGUUGAUUGAACUCACUGCCAAGAUUCAAGGCCAACUGUUCACCAUCCUCAACCUCGCAGCUGCUGAAGGUGGACACUACGCUGGAGUGGACACUCUUAAAACACGCCUGCUGCCAUGGCUCGGCACAUGUUUCUCGAUGGCGAGGCCUUCAGUCUCUGAUGACACCAGUUUACAGCUCAUCCAGGAGUCGGUGGAGAAGGACCGGAGGAUCAGGGAGCUCUCGGCCUCUCAUGACAAUGACGUUCAGAAGUUGGACACUCAGCUGUGCUCCACUCGCCUGCAGCUGGACUCUGUCAGAUCAGAGUUGGUCGAGGCUCAGAAUGAACUGGAUGAGACGAAGAGCAAAUCGGCAACAACUCUGCUGGCCACUGAGGAUGAAAUAUUACAACUGAAGGCGGAUUUGCGAUCAGCUCACGAGCAGCAGGAGAUUUAUCGGAGGAAGCUGGAUGCUCUCGAUGACUACGAGCGACAGAUUCGCUUACUGAGAGAUGAAGUGUCUUACCUGAACACAGAGAAGGCCAUGCUGCAGAAGAGGUUGAUGAGGAGUCGUUCUCCGAGCCCCCCGCCUCGGCUCAGCCUUUCUUCCAGCCCGGUGAGGAGCGAGUCGCCCACCAGAGCUCAGCUGACUAACUCGUCCCGACACGCUCGCCUCGUGUCUCGCCUCAGCGACCUGUACUCUGUGGAGCGACUCGAAGCCCAGAACCUGCUGAGACGAUACAUCGCUGAUUUAGAGAUGGUCCAGAAAAUCAUCUUCAUCGCUGUCGUGGAAUCCUUCAAUACAGCCAAACUGGCUUACCGUCAGUUCAAGCUGCGCGUGAGGAAGACGUUGUCAUCAACCCACUUUGGUGUGGAGAGUCUGGAGGACGCAGCUGUGGACUACAUUGUCAGAAACCUGGACCUGUACGACGUCCAGACCAGCAUCAAUGAUGUGAUCAAUGCCAUGAACGUGAACCCUCGGAUCUCUUUCCCCCCUGAUGUGGACUUUGUCCUCAUCAGUGCUCUGAUAAGAGAGACGUGCAGGGUAGCCUUCGCCAUGCAGACGCUGGACCCUCCCCUCGACUUGGCUUUUGCAAGUGACGGAGAACUUUAUAAUGACAACAGGUAUCGUCGCAGUUAUGACUCUGAGUUCACGGCUCCUCUGGUCAUGUACCACGUGUGGCCGGCUCUGAUGGAAGGAGACGUUGUGCUGGUGAAGGGCGAGGCUGUGACCAGAAGAGGAGCUCCGUGGAGCCGUAGUCGGAGCAGGAGUGUCAGCCCCGUGCGCUCUCGCUCUCUCAGCCCAACUCGCAGUCUUGCAUUUAACAGCAAAAGAAGUCUGUCUCCUGAGCGCCUAAGAGCCAGCUUCCUAUGAACUCAGUCAACAGGACCAGAAUAAUCAGCUGUACCUCAUAUCAGAGAAAAUAAAGUUUGUGGUAUUUAAAGUUAUUUUAUGGUUACAUGAAUGCUUCAACCAAAUAAUGCAAUAACAUCCUCAAACCCUGAACCACAUUAAGGCUGCUCAGAGUUUACACUGCAGGAGGGGGUUUGAUGGCACCCUUACAGUAUCUUAACGUCAAUAUAUUAUUCUGCUCAGUUCCUCCUGAAGGAUUGAAGGUGCUGUUUAUUCAUCAUUUGAUCAAACCCUGGAGUCACAAUACAACAAAGGUUGCAGAUCAGAGAGGUUGCUUAUUUUAAGAUUAAUGCAAACACUCAGUCCUUUAACUAGAUGCCACUUUAUUUAAACUAUCAGAAAAUUCAAUGCAACAUUUCCCCAUCGCAAAUUCAAACCAUUUUUUUUUCCUCAUGAACUUUAUUUAUUUUCACAUCAAAUGAAGAGCUAUCUUUUAAAUGUUUGAUUUCGAACACUAGCAAAAAGCAAAAAGUAGAUUUUUUCAAAUAUGUGUGUAACUGUGUUGGUCCCUGUGCAUCAUCCAUGUGUGAGAGUACAGCAGCAUGUUUACAUGUGAAUAAAAUCCUUGAGAGAAUCUCUGCAGCAGCAUCUCCUGUUGUGAUGCUUCAUACAUUUGUUCUGGUAUUAUAAUAAAAACCUUUAUUUAAAGAGACCUGUUUAAGGUCAAGAUACAAAGUGCUUUACAAGUACAGCAAUUAUAAAACAAACAUAAAACAGGCAGGUUAUCAGUCAUACAUUAGGAAAUCACAAACAUCCUAAGACAUCAAAAACUUUCAAAGGAAUUUAAAAAAGUAAAAUUCAAGUAAAAGUAUACCUAAUGAAGGGGUUUAAAAGAGAUGACUGACUCAGCUGUCCUGGUCUCCUCGGGACAGUUUAGGAGCCCUCACAGAAAAUACUUCUUCCCCUUUAGUUUCAGUCUGGUGUUUAGAGCACAUAGGAGUACUCCGCCUGAGGAUCUCAAUGUACAUGUCUGGUCAUAUAGUACCAAGAGGUCAGAGAUGUAGCUGGGUAGAAAGGCGAGGAAAGCUUUUUCAGCUCUUUGGUCAGGUCUUGUUAACUCCAGAAGUACAAAGAAACACUUUGGAGAAGAUUGGCCUGAUGAUGUAUGGGGAAAAAAUACAAUUAUUAACCUUUUUAAAUGUAUCUAAAGCAGCUGGGACUUUAGCCUCCGCACUAUUCUUUUUUCCCAGUUCACCUCUCUUUAUGUAACAAACAGACGAUGUAUCCAGCCUCAAAGAUCCUCUGUUGUUGGACAGUUAAACCCCAGAGAAGGGGCCUUUUGGGGAGGUCUAAAAUGUUGUCCCUGAUCACCCUUUGAUGUAUACACCUCAAUCUGCCUUGCUAACUUGUUUGUUAAUUUUUUUUAGUGUGUGACGUAAAAGGUUAAACCACCUACUAUUGUGGAGUUGGACAUAUGGUCGAUAAAUCGUUUCCCCCUCGGUGCUUGUACUAGUAUACAAGUAGACACUAGUUUACUUGUAUCGAGCUAUAACUGUAGCUUGACUGAACUGUGCAUAUAAAUGUACUGAAUGUCCUUUAAAGUGACUGAGUUCCUCUAAAGGUUCUGGUCCCUGAGGAAAGUUCAUGUAGUGGAAACAUUGCUGUACAAACAUGUUUGGACUAGCAGCUCUUUGAACACUUGUAUUAGUUUACUUUAGGUUCUUGUCCAUUUAUUUUUUGUAAGAUAGAACAGAAUAUUUGCGAUCCUGAGAAACCAAAAUGUUUAAACUAGAACCUGCACAGUAGCACUUUGUUAGUCUGAAAGAUUACUCCUCUUAUUUCUAUUAUUUAGUAGCUGAAUCCUUUAGGACUUAUGGUGCUCACUGCAACUCCUCCAGUACUUGAGUGAUAGAUAUCAGUCAUAAUUAUUUCAGGUUUGAGUCAUUGGUUAUUUUUUGAUUGGUGCUGUUUUAUAUUCUGAAAUGUGCUUUGAGAUAAGAUAUUUUGAGGUUUUAGUUCAUUUAACAGAUUUUAGAUUGCAGGUUUCUUGUCUGUUUUAUUUUUUUAUUUAAUUGUAAAACAUUAAAUUGUCAUGAAUUAAAGUCCGUCAUUAAUUAUGUCUUUUUCUAAGCUGGUCUUUGACCUGAGGUUUUUCUGUCCACCACCUUUUUCUGGUUUAGUGGAUACUAUUUACUUUUUCUCUUUUUUUAGGGCGGACAUCUUUGUUCAUAUCAGUUUUUUGUUAUCUUUUAAUAGAAUAGGACCAGUAGAUGAUGUCUGCAUUCAUUUUGGUUAUCUUAUGAAUUUUGUUUUCUCCAUUAUAACUUUUGUUCUUCAUAACCCCUCUAACACGAUCAUAUUCAUCACUUCUGUACUUAAAGGCUUGAAUUGAACUUCUGUUAUUUUAACUAUGGUUUGAUGUUGUGUGAUCAGCAGAUUCAUUGUGCCUUUUCAUGAUUAUUAUUUUUAAGAAUAAAUUAAAAUCUUGAGUUUUUUAGCACCAAA